GCUGAUGUUAACAGCUGCAGUCUGUUUCUGCAAGUUAUUUGGUUGUCAAAACUGUGUGAUCUUUUUAAUAAAUUCGACGUAGAAAACAAAUCAAGAUGGGAGAUAACGAACAGAAAGCUAUGCAGCUAGUUGCUGAUGCAGAGAAAAAAUUGAAAUCUUCUCAAGGAUUCUUAGGAUCAUUGUUUGGUGGUUCAUCAAAAGUUGAAGAAGCAUGUGAAAUGUAUGCACGUGCUGCAAAUAUGUUCAAGAUGGCAAAAAAGUGGAGUGCUGCUGGCAGUGCUUUUUGUGAAGCUGCAUCACUUCGUAUCAAGACAGGCAGUCGCCAUGAAGCUGCAUCAUGCUAUGUUGAUGCUGGAAAUUGUUACAAAAAGUCUGACCCACAUGAGGCCAUAAAUUGUUUAUUAAAGGCUGUUGAAAUAUAUACAGAUAUGGUAUGUGAUGUCCCAGAAGGAAAGUUUGUUUAUAUAAAGGCAAUAACUCAUUUUGAACAAGCAGCAGAUUAUUUCAAGGGUGAAGAAUCUAAUAGUUCAGCCAAUAAAUGCUUGCUUAGUGUAGCCAAGUAUGCUGCACAACUUGAACAAUAUGAAAAGGCAAUUGACAUCUAUGAGCAAGUGGGAACAGCUUCUUUGUCAAAUACUUUAUUGAAAUAUAGUGCCAAGGAAUACUUCUUCUGUGCAUCUCUCUGUCAUAUGUGUGUUGAUUUGUUGAAUGCUGAGCAUGCUAUCAAAAAGUAUGAAGAAAUGAAUCCGUCAUUUGCUGAUUCACGUGAAUGCAAAUUUGUAAAAACUUUAUUAGGAAAAAUGGAAGAACAGGAUAUCGAUGGAUUUACAGAUGCCAUUAAGGAAUACGAUUCUAUUUCUCGCCUGGAUCAGUGGUACACCAACAUUCUCCUUCGGAUCAAAAAGUCUAUAGUAGAUGCACCCGAUCUCUGCUGAAAAAGUAACUCUUGUCAGUCUUUUGAGAUUACUUAAAAUAUUUCUGUAUAAUAUUGUGUUGUGUAAUAUGUUUUAGAUAAAUCUAUAUGUAUAUAUGUACUUUAAAACAUAUUUUCUUCCUUUAAAAAUAGCUUUUUGGUAGCUUGAAACAAGAAGCAAAAUUAUUUUUAUUUCACAUUGUAUAAAAUGCUAUUGAAAAAAUCACAUCUGUAAUACAUUCCUUACGUUAGUUUUCAAAAGUAUUAGUUUAUUUAAUAUAUUUUACGUUAAUAUUUUUGAAAAUGAUAAUUUUGAGAAAUUUAUAUACUGUAUAUAUUAGU
Messenger RNA from Centruroides sculpturatus (bark scorpion), 1255 nucleotides. Its product is annotated as alpha-soluble NSF attachment protein-like. Gene Ontology annotation, molecular function: syntaxin binding; soluble NSF attachment protein activity. NCBI's taxonomy places the organism in Eukaryota, Metazoa, Arthropoda, Arachnida, Scorpiones, Buthidae. Gene Ontology annotation, cellular component: SNARE complex; vacuolar membrane. The record is from RefSeq and is a predicted model, not a curated record. Bases 96 to 935 code for a protein of 279 amino acids. The transcript is spliced from 10 exons. Gene Ontology annotation, biological process: intracellular protein transport; SNARE complex disassembly.